AUGUCAACAACCUCUAGCCAGAUCUCAAUAGACAUGAACCUCAACCACAUCGAGGGCAACUGCCUACGUAACCCAAUCCUUCCAGACCCCGCUAAAGCCAUCAUCACCACUCGCUUCAAUCGCGAUUUCGAUCCAGACUUACCCAUCUUACCCCUAUGCAUGCACUCCACCAACAGGGAUGUGAACAAGCCGCCAACCGAACUCGGUGUUUAUGAUACCAACAAGGGUUCUAGCUUUCAUUCCCAGGGGCGAUUCGUGCAUAUUGUACAUCAUGGCUAUGCUGCGUCGACACUGGAUAAUGGUAGGGAAGAGAAUAAACCCCUACGGGGAAGCGCGGAAGUAAUGGAAGUAAUCGGACAUGCUAGAGCGAGAUUUGACAGUCAAGACUACGAUGAAUUGCGAAUUUACAACAUUGUCAAACACGGACUUGCACACAUAACAAAAUUGGAGAGAGCGCUAGGCGAACACAUGUCGGCGAACAAAGAUACUAUGGCUUACGAGUCGGCCUACGCCUUAAUUAAGAUCCGGAAAACAACCCGACGUACGGCCCAGUUAACUACCCGGCUUUCAACCCCCAUUCAACGCCAGCCUCUAUAUCCGCUGGCAAAUGCCCCUCAACAUACCUCGGAGAACGGCGUUCACAACCCAGCAGCCUCCAUGGUAGUCAUGAUUCUCACGGAUCCGCGCUCGAAGAGAGAAAGUCCAGAGAAGCUCGCAGUCAACCCAUGCGUGCCCACAGCGCAUCCAAGAUACCUCGCAGCCAUAGCAGUACAAGAGCUCGCCGUCGAUUCGAAUUUGACCUUAAACAUUGCAGAGCACCUCGCACCAAGGGCUGAGGAAUUUUGA
Molecule: messenger RNA, 846 nt
Organism: Botrytis porri
Lineage: Eukaryota; Fungi; Ascomycota; Leotiomycetes; Helotiales; Sclerotiniaceae
Exons: 3
Coding region: 1-846 (281 amino acids)
Source: RefSeq, a predicted model, not a curated record